AUGGUGCAAGCUGCUGACCUGCCACCAUCACCUAUUGUGGAAACCUAUCCCGCCAACGAUCGGAUCAACCGGACCUGGGAGUUCCUGAUUGCGCCUUAUUUCGUGGCGGCAAACAUUACCGGAACGACGCAGGUCGGACGUUUGCCAAGCACGGAUAUCGACGUCGGCACUGACGAUAUUCUCGAAAAUCUGCGAUUUGGUGCAAUGGUUCGCGCCGAAGCGCUUUAUCAGCAGAAAUUCGGCGCGAUGCUGGACGUUGCCUACAUGGGGCUUGGUGCGUCGGCGGAUUCGCGCGUUGGCGGCGGACGGAUCAGCGUCGGGGUUGACCAGCUCAUCGUCGAAGGCAUGCUGUUCUAUCGCGUCCACAACUCUCCUCAGACUUCGGUCGACCUCUAUGCCGGGGGGCGCUAUUGGGACAUCAACCUCGACCUGAACGCCAACGGAACAUUUGCCGGCAGUUUCGACAUCUCAAGAGGCGACGACUGGAUCGACCCGGUCAUCGGCAUACGCGCUAUCCAUCAGUUCAAUGACAAAUGGUCUGCGAAUGCCAGGGGUGAUAUCGGCGGUUUUGGUGUUGCUUCCGACUUCUCCUGGAACGUUCAGGCAGGUGUCGGCUACCACUUCAACCAGACCUGGUCGGCCCACCUGCAGUACAAGGCGCUGAGCGUCGACUACGACAACGACAAAUCCGGCACGAACAGGUUCGCAUACGAUACCAUCACGCACGGGCCGCUGCUCGGUGUCGCCGCCCGCUUUUAG
Molecule: messenger RNA, 759 nt
Organism: Effrenium voratum
Lineage: Eukaryota; Dinophyceae; Suessiales; Symbiodiniaceae
Source: the annotation of a GenBank genome assembly